This is a messenger RNA of Castor canadensis (American beaver), 1243 nucleotides long. RefSeq names its product dehydrogenase/reductase 13 (gene Dhrs13). The record is from RefSeq and is a predicted model, not a curated record. NCBI's taxonomy places the organism in Eukaryota, Metazoa, Chordata, Mammalia, Rodentia, Castoridae.
GGCUGCGCGGCUACCCGGGGCGGCGGCGGCUGCGCGGCUACCCAGGGCGGCAAGGCCCGGGCGGGAACCCGGAAAGCUGUAGGCAGGCAUGGAGGCCCUGCUGCUGGGCGCGGGGCUGCUGCUGGGCGCUUACGUGCUGGUCUACUACAACCUAGUGAAGGCUCCGCCAUGCGGAGGCAUCGGCAGCCUGAGGGGCCGCACGGCCGUGGUCACGGGCGCCAACAGCGGCAUCGGGAAGAUGACGGCCCUGGAACUGGCGCGCCGGGGAGCUCGCGUGGUGCUGGCUUGCCGCAGCCGGGAACGCGGAGAGGCUGCCGCCUUCGACCUCCGCCAGGAGAGUGGGAACAAUGAGGUCAUCUUCAUGGCCUUGGACUUGGCCAGUCUGGCCUCGGUGCGGGCCUUUGCCACUGCCUUCCUGAGCUCUGAGCCACGGCUGGACAUCCUCAUCCAUAAUGCUGGGAUCAGUUCCUGUGGCCGGACCCGUGAGGCCUUUAACCUACUGUUGCGGGUGAACCACGUCAGCCCCUUCCUGCUAACACACCUGCUGCUGCCCCACCUGCGGAUGUGUGCUCCUAGCCGUGUGGUGGUGGUGUCCUCAGCCGCCCAUCGACGUGGACACCUUGACUUCACACGCCUGAACCACCCAGUGAUUGGUUGGCGACAGGAGCUGCGGGCAUAUGCUGACAGUAAGCUGGCCAACGUACUGUUUGCCCGGGAGCUUGCCACCCAGCUUGAGGGCACUGGUAUUACCUGCUAUGCAGCCCACCCAGGGCCUGUGAAUUCAGAGCUGUUCCUACGCCACGUUCCUGGAUGGCUGUGCCCCUUUUUGCGCCCACUGGCUUGGCUAGUGCUCCGGACACCUGGAGGGGGUGCCCAGACACCCCUGUACUGUGCUCUACAGGAAGGCAUUGAGCCCCUUAGUGGCAGAUAUUUUGCCAACUGCCAUGUGGAGGAAGUGCCCCCAGCUGCCCGAGAUGACCAAUCAGCCCACAGGCUAUGGGAGGCCAGCAAGAGGCUGGCAGGCCUUGAGCCUGUGGAGGAUGACAACCCUGAUGAAGAGAUCCAGCCUGAGGAUCCAGGGGCCCCAUCUUUGAGCACCUCCCUUCCUGAAGAGCCCAUAGUUUCUGAAUUUUCCCCUGGCAAGCAGAGGUCACAAGACUUUUCUAAGUUGACACAACGAAUUCAGGUUAAAGCUGAGCCUGAGCCCCAAGGCUCCUAACUCCCAGGCCAGGAUACUUUCUGU